AUGUCACAGAAUAUUUCAAAACAAGAAAGGUUAUCACUACCACAAUCUGGAACUAACCAAAUGCCGAAUCUUGGAACUCCUAACCAACCAAAUAAUCCUCCACCACAGAAAAAUACUAUGCAAUCUGAUGUUUCAGAUAUGCUUGCACAAAACCAGAAAAACUUACAACAUUUGUACUCACUUCAGAGUAGUAUAAAUACAGUGAAUAAUGCUUUAAAUAAUGGUUCCAACGAUGGUGAUGGAAAUACUCAACAAAUACCCUAUUAUCUUCAGCUGAAACAAGCUUACAAUAAUGAAGAAUUAAAUGAGCCAGACAAUGAAUUAGAGGACGGAACUAAACCAAUAAACCAGAGUAAAGGUGCUCCGCAUUCAGGCUCCAAUAAUUUAAGGUACAAUAGUGUAUCAAGUAAUGGCAAUGGCAAUAUUUCGAGCAAUAAUAAACUAAGCUUAAGUCCCAGCAACAAUAUAAACCGAUAUAACAGCAUGAACAGUAUAAAUAACAGAUAUAAUAGUAUUACUAGUAACAAUAAUUCCAAUAGCAACAAUAACAAUAAUAAUAAUUCCAAAACUCCAACACAUUCGUUGACCUCAAAUAUUCAAUUCCAAGGUAAAAACUCAUUAACAUCGGCUUCUAUUAAAUCAAGGGCACGCUCAUCAUUCCAAAGGCAAAGGUCAAAACAAGUGGCAUUAUCAAUGAACAAAAAUAAAAAAUAUGAUCCGAAAAAUCCUUUGGUUAUUAUUAUCCCUUAUUCUGCACAACCCACAGAGAUACUUGCGUCAAGAUUUGAUGCUUGGAGAAAUGUGAUAAAAUCUUUAAUAACUUAUUUAACAGAAACAUCUUCAAUCCAGGAUGAAAUUGUAAGGCAGCAGUUACGUUUAACUCAUGCCAUACAAUUUCCAUUUUUCUCUCUCGAACAGCAUAAUCCUCAAGGAAAUGAAGCUAAAGCCAACCAAAAAUUCUUCCUUCCUUUAGGUCAUGGAUCAAUUCAAGAUUUACCUACUAUCUUAAACCAAUAUCAUGGAUCUCUCGCGACUAAUGCUUCUAAAAUGUCUAAAGAAUUAACUAAUGAGGUGAUUCCUAGAUUAGAAUAUUUGAGAAGAGAUUUAUUAAUAAAGAUAAAGGAAAUUAAAUUACUAGAAUCAGAUUUUAAAAAUAGUUGUGGUAAAGAGUUACAACAAACUAAACAAGAUAUGAAAAGAUUUCAAGAUUCUGUCGAAGAAUGGAAUAAUCUUUCGAAAGUGAAUGAUAUAGCGGCUGCUACUCAAACCAAUACAAACAAAAACAAAUAUCAAGAUCCAUAUAUUACAAAAUUAAUUUUAGAUAAACAAAUUAAAAGACAAAUUACAGAAGAAAAUUUUUUACACGAAGCAUUUGAUAACCUAGAAUCUUCAGGGUGUGAAUUAGAAAAAGUUGUUGUUAUGGAAAUCCAAAAUGCACUAACAAUUUAUGCAAAAUUAUUAGGCCAGCAGUCACAAUUAGUUUUCGAUUCUUUAAUCUCUAGAUUAGACAUGGGAUUCUUUUCUAAAGAUCCUCAAUAUGAAUGGGAUGACUUCAUUGAAAGGGAUUCAAAUUUUAUUGAACUAGAUUUACCUCAGAGAAAACUACAGAUGAUUAACUAUAAAAAUCAAUUUGAUCCUUUUACAUAUGAGAUUAGAUCUGGAUAUUUGGAGAAAAGAUCUAAAUUCUUAAAAUCUUAUUCUCGGGGCUAUUUUGUCCUAACCCCCUGUUAUUUGCAUGAAUUUAAAACAGCAGAUAGGAAGAAAGAUUUGGUGCCUGUUAUGUCCCUAAAUUUAAUUGAUUGUACUAUUACAGAGAGCUCGAAAAAAGAAUUAAAUGAAAAUAAAUUUAUUUUGCAUGAAAAACAAAACGGUUUGAUCAAAAGGGGUCAUAAUUGGGUUUUCAAAGGUGAAACAUAUAAUAUCAUGAUGCAAUGGUUCCAAGACUUAAAAACUAUUACUCAAAUAAAUAAUAUCGCUGACAGAAAGCAAUACGUUUGUAACCGAUUAAAUUUGGAUGAAAGUGGUAAACCUAUUAUAUUGAGACAUAGCAGUACUCAUACUACAAAGGGAGCUAGUAAUAAUACUGCCAACAAUAACCAUACAUCUAUGAAGAAUAUUAGAGUUUCUAGCACUGCCUCAAAUGGAACAGUUAAUCAUUCUAAGAUCAAAUCUCCAAUCACGAAUUCUACCAAUAAUUCAGCUGGAGGUAAUUAUAACAAUACGACGUUAGCUAAUAACAGGGGAGUUAGUAAUAUAUCAACAAAAGCGGAGAAAGCUUCAAUAACAAUAACUCCUGUGACUACAUCUGAUAAUAAUGAAAACUAUAAUAUCAAUAGAGUUUCUAAUUCCUGUUCGACUGCAGGAAAUACUUCUAGUAACAUCAAUCUUACUACAAUGGUCUCAAAUUCUACUAUUACUAAUCAUUCUACUCCAUCAGUAAAUGCACCACCUAUUCCAUCAUCUGGUGAUAUAAGUACACCAUCUUCUAGGAAAUAUAGAGAUAGAACAAAUACAUCUACAAGUAUUACAACGAAUAACUCUACAAACGAAAUGACUACUAAUACUUCUACUUCUACUCCGAACGUUACUAAGACAGUUGAAGAAAACUAUCGUAAUCUUGAAGAGAAUAAUGAUUCUUUUGUCUCGGUAAAUAAUGUUUUGAACGGAACAAUUCCAAGUUCUUCUAGUCAUACUACUGAUAAUCCAUCUGUCACUCUAGGCUAUGCAACUUCUGGUUUGACAAAUGCAAGUAUGAAAAGUACUACCACCCUAGAAAUUAAUACAGCAACUUCGGUGAAUACUAAUUCGAUUACUACUUCUACUACUACUAAUAAUAAUAAUCUGAAUUCAAGAAGUAUUAACCCUUUUAUUCAAACCACUAUUAGUACUCCCACCACCGGGACCAAUGAAAAUCUUAUGAUCGAUACCCCACCUACAACUGCAACAUUAAAUUCCCCAUAUCAAAAAAUUUCAAGUAGCAAUAACAACAGUCCACGCAUCAAUACAGUCCGGCCAACUGUCAAUACUAAUUCGACAGGAAAUUCAAGUGUAAGCGGUAAUAGUGGUAACAAUAAUAAUAAUCUAGUAAAUUCAAAAGUACCAAUUGUUCAACAACAAGCCCAACUUCAACAUCAAGCCCAACUUCAACAACAAAUACAAAAAUCCUCUCAGCAUCAAUCUCCAAAUGGAGUAAAUAAUAUGAACCGUUCCCGAGCUAGUAGUGCCAAUGGAUACCCUGCUAACGUUAUGAAUGCUAGUAUAGGAAUGAAUCCAAAUAUUAAUCAUAUUAAUACACGUUCACGUACAAAUAGUAACGUCGUGUCAAUUAAUAGUACAACAUAUAGUACUACUGCAAGCUCACCUGUGACUAAUUCAUCUGAAAAUCAUGUGAACAAUACUAAUAUUAGUCUUAAACACAAAAAUAGUCCUAAUAUUCAAAAAAUUAAUAGCUCUACUUCUGGAACUGCUUCUUUGAAACAGCAACCACAACAACUACAGCAAUUAGCUCCAGCGCAAAUAAUCCAACAAACAUUACCAACACAACAAGUGCAACAAUUACCCCAAGUACCAUUGCAGUCACCACCACUUCAAAAAGCACCAUCAAUUCCAAUGCCCCAAUUGAAGCAGACACAAUCUCAAUCUCAACAAAAACAGCAAGUACUACAGCAACAACAGCAGCAGCAAUUAUCAUCUAAACAAAAUGCUAGAUCAAAGAUCCCUUUGCACAAUCAAUCUCAACACUCCGGCCAACAUAAUGGCAUACAUAGUCAUACUAGUCAUGGCCACACACAAAGGCAGCCUUCAUCCCAUGGACGUAAUCACAAGCGAAUGAUGAGUACAGGAAGUAGUAAUAGCCAAACUACCAAUAUUACCAUGACCAAAAGCAAUACAUUAUCUCAGCAAUCCACCAAUAAGGGAGGUAAUUCGCCACAACAACAUUAUUCUUAUCAUUCAUCGCAACAGCAACAGCAACAGCAACACUCAAGUACUAGGUUGAAUCAUACUAAUAGUGCCCCUAGCAGUCCAAUAGCUAAGAACCAAUCAAAAACAACAGGAUCCAGUUCUAAAUCUUCCAGCAACGCCCUUAAAUCAUUUUUAUUACAAAAGAAAAAUAAUAAAGCUUAG
Messenger RNA from Henningerozyma blattae CBS 6284, 4125 nucleotides. Its product is annotated as phosphatidylinositol 4,5-bisphosphate-binding protein. The transcript has a single exon. Lineage: Eukaryota; Fungi; Ascomycota; Saccharomycetes; Saccharomycetales; Saccharomycetaceae. The record is from RefSeq and is a predicted model, not a curated record. Bases 1 to 4125 code for a protein of 1374 amino acids.